Messenger RNA from Brassica rapa (field mustard), 3535 nucleotides. RefSeq names its product eukaryotic translation initiation factor 2 subunit alpha homolog. The record is from RefSeq and is a predicted model, not a curated record. NCBI's taxonomy places the organism in Eukaryota, Viridiplantae, Streptophyta, Magnoliopsida, Brassicales, Brassicaceae. Gene Ontology annotation, biological process: translational initiation. Gene Ontology annotation, cellular component: eukaryotic translation initiation factor 2 complex; eukaryotic 48S preinitiation complex. Gene Ontology annotation, molecular function: ribosome binding; RNA binding; translation initiation factor activity.
AAAUAUUUUAAAUGUUAUUUAAAAGUUUUAUUUAAUUUCAUGUGUAAAAUUUAAAAUAUGUAAACAAAAUUUAAAAUAUUUAUGAGAUAUGAUUUUUUUAAGAAUUAAAACAAUAAACAAGAAAAUAUUUAUGAAUCAUAAAAUUGAUGUGUGAUUGUAGAGACCAAAAUGCAAAUAAAAAUAUGAAACUUCAAAUUUAAAAUUUUAAAUGGUGAAACUUCGAAUAUAGAGUUUCACUCUUCAAAACUUCAAAUUUGAAGUUUUAAAUUUUUUUUUUUGAGAACAAAAAAUUUUAUAUUUGAAGUUAUAGAGUGUCUUUUGGAGAUGCUCUUAGUUAUGAAAGUUAUAGUUGACGUAUCUUUAAUAAUUAACUAGAUUCUGACCCGUCCUGAAAGGACGGGUAUAUUUUUUGUUUUACAUACUUCUUUUAGAAAUCUAUUUUUUAUAUUUGUGUUUUUUUUUGUAAUCAUAUUUAUGUUUAUUAAAAAAUGAAAAAACCCCAUUUUAGUUGUUGAAAACCAGUUGCGUUUAUUAAAAAAAUCGUGACUCAUGGCCUAAUUGUUCAACGUAACCUACAAAACCUAUAUUUUAUAUGAAUUUCUAUGUAAAAUAUUGUAUAGGUCUACACAUGUUUAUCUGAAACCAAAGAAUCAAAACUAAAUCAGCACCAAAUUCAUAAAUAAUCAAGAAAAUCAUAUAUAUCUCUCGACAUAACCAAUCUUCAAACCCAAAUUUUAAAAAUAAAAAAUUAUAUACCUACAAAUAUUUAUUAUAUUUAUUUCUAAUUAAUCAAAUAUACUAAAAAUACUAUUUAUUAACCGAAUUACUCUAAUACUUUUUAUCCAAUAUCUUAAAAGUUAUGUGAAUUACCCGAUAUUUUUAGUCAAACAACCCGAUAUUUAUACUAAAAAUAUGGAUUAUCCGAUGUUUUUACAUACAUUAUGCAAAAUUAUCCAGAAAACUGAAUUGAACCAAUGUUUUGAAAGCCAUACCAGACAUCGACUCGUUAUGUUUACUUGGUGACUGGUCGAACCAGUUCAAUCGGGUUUUCAAAAAUUUAUAUAUUUUUGUUAUAUUAUUUAUAUAUAUAUUAUCUGUAUGUGUAUUUGAAGAUAUGAUCAUUUUUUUAAAAAAAUACUUAGUUUUUAGUAUUAUGUAACCCUAAAGAAAAAUAUAUUUUAAAUGUAAAUAAAAAAUAGGAAAACUAUUGAGUAUAUGUUAGAAGUUGUAAUGAUUCAUAAAUUUUAAUUGGACGUAACUUUUUAUCAAUGUGUUACACUGUUGUUUUAAUAGAAUAGAUUUUUAUAAAUACAUAUAUAAUGGUUUGUAAAACCAUACAGCCAUAAGAUUUUGUGUUGUCUAAUGUCAAAUAACUUUAUAUACAUGAUCUUGAUGUUAAAGAAAAAGAAAAACUUAUAUGCAUGAUCUCAUGAUGCUAAAACAUAUACAAAAUUGUUUCUGCCGUAUAUCUACUUUAUUGAAAAUUAAAAAUGAAAGCUCCUAGCAGUAGAAUCAUUUAGACAUUUUAACGAAUCCCGUAUAUCAUUAAAUACACUUUGAAAGAUAAGAGCUCAAACCUAAUUUAUCAUCCAAUGACAAAAAUAAAACCUAUUUUUUUGCAAAAAAAAGACACAAGCGGUGCCCUUCUUCUCACGAACCGUGGCAGCACCACCACCGGACUUCAGCAAAGCAAUCCUGCAAUAUUCUUCCACAGAGGCACCAACAAAUUCUUCUAGAUACAUGCAAGCACAUGUGAAGAAAGCACAACAUCUCUUGAUUCAAUCUUCAUAAGAAAAGCUCUAUCUCAAUUACAAAAAAAAAAAAAAAGCUCUAUCUAAUACCCGUGAAAGGCUCUCCCGAUAGAUUGAGGAUGAUGAGGAUAUUAUUUCCAGAUGAAGAGAAAAGCAAGUUGGAAAAAACAAAAGAGCAAGUUCGGUGAAAUACAUGAACAUCAUCAAAAAAAUUGCUGGGAUUUGAACAAUAAAAACAGUGGUGGUUACAUAAAAAAAAAAGAUAUUUGGAUGCAGUUACAAAAAGUGGUUACCGAUUAGUAGGUAAUUUAAGUGGUGGUUACAUAAAAAAUAUAUAUAUAUUACGAUGCUUUUAUAUUAAAAUGGUAUGUAUUGUUGAAAUUAUAAGUUGGACAUAACUUUUAUCAAUGGGUCACACUGCUGUUUUAAUAGAAUAGAUAUAUAAGCCCAUAUCUAUUAUAAUAAAAAAUGUAAGCCCAUAUCUCGGAAAGAGAAGCGUGAAAUCCGGGACAACAAUAACUUCACCCUCUUCCUUAUAAACAAGUCUCCUCUUCAUUUUUAUCUCUUAUCUUCUCUCUACGUUUUUUUUAAUUUUCCUUUGGUUUUCUUCAUCGUUUUCAAUACUCUCAUUCAGUUUCAGAUUUCAAAUGGAUUGCCUCUGUAAAAUGGAGUACCUCGUUCAAUAUCCACUGUUGGUUACCAAUACUUACAAAUCACGGGCACACCAUUCCUCUAGGUUGAAAUACGGACCUUUUCAUUUCAUUUCAUUUGCAUAGAAAUGUUACCUUUCUAACCUGAUCGGCAUCGAUAUUGGGCCUUGUAAAAGCCCAAUUAGUGAAAAAGCCCAAAAGAAACUCUCUUAUUCGAAAUUGGAACUCUACCGCCUUACGACGCCAAACAAAACCUCUACACAGCGAUUUUCGGAAACCCUCGAUUUGCAGAAUCCUCGAGCUCCCGACUUUCCAAUCUCCUUUGAUCCAAUAGAUCUUUGCGAAAAUGGUCACAAAAUUGAGUUGCAGAAUGUACCAACCUCGUUAUCCAGAGGUUGAUAGGCUUGUGAUGGGAAAGGUUAAGAGUAUUACUGGUAACGAGGCCGUAGUGUCUUUGCUGGAGUUCAAUGAGAAGGAGGCUAAGGUCUUCAACUCUAGAGAGAGGCAUCUUGUAGUUGGCAGAACAAUGCCAUUUCGUGUGUUGGAUGACAGUAAUAAGGCGAUUCUCCUGAGUCCUAAUCCUCUCCGUUUUGAAGACAGAAUGACAUGUGAAUGUGAGUAUUCGAAAGCCAAGCAUGUCCAGAGGGUUCUCUUCAGUGUUGCGGAUGACAAGGCUAUGAAUCUCAAGGACCUUUACAAAUUAGCUGGAUGGCCUUCCUAUGAUGAACUGUUGAAUUUGCACGAAGAUCAAAGAUUUCUCAGUGCUGAUAUCGAUGCUGAUCUGAAGGACUUUCUUCUGAAGAGGAUAAAACUCAGGUGUACUUCUCUUGGAGGAUUCUCAAUCAAAGAAUUCUACAGAUCUGUCUUCUUCUUCAGGAGGAGAAUAUUUGCUAUGCCAUUGCUCUCACAAGACAAUUUGAAGCGUAUCUGAAGUUAAAGGGCCGUCUGCCAUUUGAUUCAUAUCUCUCCAUUCAAGAUUUUGUGAAUAAGGCAGUCGCUAACGAAUUGGUUCACCCUAAAGAUGCUUCUGUUCCAGAGCUUGGACGUUUCUCAUAUAUCCUUAAGAAACUUGGUCUUGUGCUUGAUGCUGAUUGCCCCUUCAAGAACUCAUUUGAUGGAGAGUACAUAAGAACU